Molecule: messenger RNA, 2329 nt
Organism: Marchantia polymorpha subsp. ruderalis
Lineage: Eukaryota; Viridiplantae; Streptophyta; Marchantiopsida; Marchantiales; Marchantiaceae
Source: the annotation of a GenBank genome assembly
UGGCACUCGUUCGAGGGGGGCUCUGCGAGCGAUUGUGAAUUGGUUCGUGCGUCAUCGACCGAUCGAUCCGCUGGGAAAUCGUCCUUCGUCGUGAGAGUCGAACACGGAGCAAGUGCGCCGUGGCUGUGCGAAAUUGAGGCGAGGAGGCGCCAUCGAGCGAGUGAUGGUGAGGGGAGGCGGUCAGCUGCUGUCUUUGCUCAGGGCCGUGGGCGGCCAAUGUGACAAGCUGCGAAGCAGUAGCAGUUCGGGCCGCGGUCUCACAUCCGAUCUUCAGUCUCGGACGAGGGCCUGGGGCGCGCCCGUCGUCGAAGGGGUUGCUGGAAGCAGAGGCAUUUGCCAGGAGCCGCAGAUCGCCGCGCUGAGAGGGUCGGGGCUGAAUUCUGCCCGUUUCUGCACGGUUGCCGAGUCCGGCGAUGUUGCGACUCCUCCGGUGCCUGUUGUUGUCAAGGAGAAGUCGUAUUAUGUUCCUGCACGACACCCCGGAGCGCCAGAUCCCAAGCCCAGGAAUGACAGGUUCUUUCGGGCGGGCAAUAAUUCGACCGUGGCUCACAUGGUCAGGUUGUUGGAAGCCGCUCCCAGCAACGCCGAUGUGGAGAAAAUCCUGGAUGACCGAAUUGCUGAGCUUACAGAGACCAAGCGCUGGCCCUGGAUGCCUCUUCUGGAUGCAUUGCAACGAGGACCCAAGCCGUAUCUGGCCCUAGAGGUCUUCAACUGGAAGAAAGACAAGUUUGAUGGAGGAGAUCCAAAAGAGUACGCGAAGAUGAUUUCGACUGCGGGGAAGCUCAAUCAACUCGACUUGGCUACGACUCUGUUCAAGCAAAUGGAGUUGAAAGGCGUGAAACGCAUUCCUAUCACUUGUAAUGCACUCAUAAGCGCAUAUUCGAAGAACAACCAGGCCGACCAAGCCAUUGCCCUGUUCAAAGAAAUGCAAGAGACCGAUGACUGCAAACCUACGCUUGUAACUUACAAUACCCUGAUUGCGAUGUACAGCAAAUUGAGUGUACAGGACAUGGAACUUUACUUCGAGGCCUGUAAGGAAGCCGGUUUUUUCCCUGACAGACUUACCUACAACUCGCUCAUCUGGGGUUACAUGAGGGCUGGUAUGUUCGACAAGAUGGAGGAGAUUUACGAGCAGCUCAUGAAGGCAGGUUGUAAACCUGACCCGAUCACUUUCAGCGCCCUCAUCAUCGGGUUUUCAAAGGCCUCUGCACUGGACAAGAUGGAAGCGGCCUUCAGUCAUAUGCAGGAGGAAGGAUUCGCGAUCAACGCCAUGAUUGCUGAAAUCAUGGUGGAGUUUUAUGCUGCAGAGAGACACUUCGAGAAGAUGGAAAGAAUCAUGAAGAUUGUUGCCAAUACUCCAGGCACGUCGUGCACCUCACGAAUUUAUGGCUUGGCCAUCGAAGCCUAUGCUCAGACACGUCGUAUCGAAGAAAUGGAACGAACUAUUGACGUUAUGUUGGCCAGCAGGAGGCUCUUCACCACUCCCAAGACAUUAGAGUCGGUGAUCGAAGCCUAUGGUGAGAAGUCCGACUUUGAAGGGCUCGAGAAGACCUUGACCCGGGUGAAGGGCUUGGGAUGGACCUAUCAGCUGACCACUUUCCACACCUUACUGCACGAGUAUGGGAAGGGCAGAAUGUUUGACAAGAUGGAAGACGUCUUUGAUGAGAUGAAGAGAGCUGAAGACGCCCAACCGACAGCGGAGACCUACCAAAUUCUAGCAGACUCAUAUGACAGCGCUGGUGAAGGAGAUAUGUUGAUGAGGACGGUUGAGAGAAUGCGUGAAGCUGGAUUCAACACUCAACCAGUCACUGAUAAAGAGGUCGACCGUGCAUGGACCGACGACGAAAUUUUCGGUGGAAAGAGACGGUGACCAACAAGAGUUUUGAUUCCUUUCUUGCUACUCAUCAUCUUAGGCUGUUUAAGUCUUAGGCUCUCCCUAUAUUCCACUGGAAUCACUUCAGGACAGCCACUUUCUGACUUUUUUCUGCCCUCCACACGAGGCUUAUUUCAAAAGCCUUUGCAGUGAAGGAGAGGCCGGCACGUAGCACUUGCUGUUAUCUGCAUAUUGUAGAGGGAAGACGUAGGAAUUCAAAUUUUUAGCUUCAUACGAUCAGAAAUAUGAUGAUGUAGAAACUGUUUCUCGUCACAUUCACUUUAAUCUUGGUUGUGCGAUCUAUGUAAGAGUUUUUGGGCUUGUGGACUGUAAGAUGCGUUAGCCUCAUACUGAAUGACGAGUAUGUGGUGUGUUUCUGUUUUAUCAUUACUCGUAUUAGUUCAUGGCCUAAUUCUUGCUUGUAGUCAUGUACCGAGAAGUUGUAAUGCUGUGACC